ACCGCCAUGUUGAGGGGGGAGACACCGCCAUGUUGGGGGGCGAGGGCCGCCCGCCGCGCCGCCCGAGGUGGGGGGAACCGAAUGCCGCCAUCUUAACGCGGCCACCGCGCUGAGGGCGACAGAACCCGGCGCUCGGCCCCGGGGCUGCGCUGUGAGGGGAGAAGCCGCCCGCAAACAGCUGGCUUAGCGCCGUCCCCUCACAGAGCGGGGCGCGGGCUCCUUACAAACACCCCGCAGCCCUUCGGGGCCUCUGUCCGCGCCCCGCAACCCGCAGCGCCGCCCGGAGGCGCGGCCGCAGCGCCUCCACUGCCGAGUCACCGCCGGGCGGCUCCGGGGCGGGGCGGCGGGGCGGGGCCGGGCGGGGCCUGCGCCGAUCGGGACCAGUCGGCGGCUCCUGCAUCCCGGGCGCGGAGCAUCCUCCGGGCGGGGGCCGUACCGCGGCGCCUCCGCACCGGGUGCCGCAUUCCGCCUCAGCGCGGACCAUGGCGGAGAUCACCAGCGUCCACCCCGGCUUCGAUGUCUCUCCAGUUGUGGCAGGCCUCAUUGGUGCUACUGUUCUGGUGGUUUCUGUCUCAGUAACAGUUUUUGUGUGGACAUGCUGUCACCAGCAAGCAGAAAAAAAGCACAAAACCCCACCGUAUAAAUUCAUUCACAUGUUGAAAGGCAUCAGCAUCUAUCCGGAGACCUUGAGUAACAAGAAGAAAAUCAACCGAAUCCGGAGAGACAAGAAUGGCGCUCCUAAGGAGACUGGGAGGGGAAACCUUUUAGUGAAUGCUGCUGAAUCUGGCUUGGUAGGCUCUGAUAAGGCUCCAGAUGGGCCAAAUGCAGCUCCCCACAUUGAUCAGCUUCCGAUCAAAGUAGAUUAUGGAGAUGAACUAAGCCCAGAUCAAAGCCUCACUCCAGGAGGAAGUAAAACCUCCUCACCAUCUUCUCCAGGAGAGGACGUCCUGUUGGGUGAGCUGACUUUCUCAGUGGACUACAACUUCCCUAAAAAAGCACUGGUGGUUACCAUUCAGGAGGCCCACGGGCUGCCAGUUAUGGAUGAGCACACUCAGAGCUCUGACCCAUACAUCAAGAUGACCAUUCUUCCCGACAAGAGGCAUCGCGUGAAGACUCGCGUGCUUCGCAAGACGUUGGAUCCGGUCUUUGAUGAAACCUUCACCUUCUAUGGGAUUCCCUACAGCCAGCUCCAGGAUUUGGUGCUUCACUUCCUGGUGUUGAGUUUCGAUCGCUUUUCUCGAGAUGAUGUGAUUGGAGAAGUCAUGGUGCCCCUUGCAGGAGUGGAUCCGAGCACUGGGAAGGUUCAGCUGACCAGGGAGAUUCUCAAAAGGAACAUACAGAAAUGCAUUAGCAGAGGAGAGCUGCAGGUCUCACUAUCUUACCAACCCGUGGCGCAGAGAAUGACUGUUGUGGUGCUGAAAGCCAGACAUUUGCCAAAGAUGGAUAUCACUGGCCUCUCAGGUAAUCCCUACGUUAAGGUGAAUGUUUAUUACGGAAGAAAGCGCAUAGCAAAAAAGAAGACCCACGUGAAGAAGUGCACUUUGAACCCCGUCUUCAACGAAUCCUUCAUUUACGACAUCCCUGUUGAUCUCCUUCCUGACAUCAGCAUCGAAUUCCUGGUCAUCGAUUUCGACCGUACCACAAAAAACGAAGUGGUGGGACGGCUGAUUUUGGGAGCUCACAGCAUCACUGCAGCUGGUGUGGAGCACUGGAGAGAGGUUUGUGAGAAUCCUAGAAAGCCGGUGGCCAAAUGGCACAGCCUGAGCGAAUACUAGCAGAGGUUGUGGCAGCUGAUCAUAGAACAGACUUACACCUUGUUUUAGCUGUAGAACUAAACUUUCGUAAGAAGCAGCAGCUGAUGGGUUCUCUAGUGAUGUGAUUUUGCAGGGCACUACGAUUCUAAAGAGCAUUAAAUUAAAAAAAAAAAAAUACCACAAAUAUAUAUAACAGUGUAAUCACGCUAUUGCAUGCCUAAUACAAACUGAAAUUAGUAU
Phasianus colchicus (ring-necked pheasant) is the source of this 1994-nucleotide messenger RNA. RefSeq names its product synaptotagmin 11 (gene SYT11). The record is from RefSeq and is a predicted model, not a curated record. Gene Ontology annotation, molecular function: calcium-dependent phospholipid binding; clathrin binding; phosphatidylserine binding. Gene Ontology annotation, cellular component: plasma membrane; axon; exocytic vesicle. Lineage: Eukaryota; Metazoa; Chordata; Aves; Galliformes; Phasianidae. Gene Ontology annotation, biological process: calcium ion-regulated exocytosis of neurotransmitter; vesicle fusion.